AUGAAAACAUCGAACGCUACUUCAAACAAAAAGUUUGUGAUAAAAUGUUUCCUGGUAUUUGUGGAUAUAAGAAAAAAAAAUGGCAUAAUCUGUGUAACCGUUUUAGACCAAGGAAAAGUAAGCCUGUGGCCUGUUAUUUCGGCCACAAGAAUCCUCACUAAUGAUUCGAGUUAUUCAUUUAAAACCAACAGUCAAGAACAAGAAAGUAUACGACCUGAGAGAGACGCAGAAAAGAAAGAAAAACUUAUUCAAUUGUGGGAUCUAUUUGUGUAUCUAAUUGAAAUCUGUAAAAGCGAUGAUGUGAUAGUAACAAAUGAAAAAUGGUUAGAAUUAUCAACAGAAUUUGGAAAGCAAUACUGUACUCUUUUUAACAAGAAUAUCACCUCCUACCUACAUUUAUUCAUCGCUCAUUUUGGUGAUAUCUUAGAUAGGUUUGGAGGAUUGUUGGAGCGUUUGGCAAACUUUGGAAUUGAAAAUAGGCACAAGUUCAUCAAGCUUAUUGUUUCCUGUUCAAACUUUCAUUUUGCUACUGAAACAUUUUACAAGACUCUGUUCGUAAAAUGCUAUCGUUGGUCGCGACCAGUUUCAAGAUCACAAGACAAGGAGAAGAUCGAUCUCUCUGACCACCAAUGGUCAUAUGCCGAGAAACGUAAGAGCCUGAUAGUCACCGAUAUUAACACUGGCGUUUGUUGGAGUGCUAAAGUAGCAAAAAAUACAUCCUUCAAAUCUUACGAUCAUGGAUACUACCGUAACUAUUGCAAGCACAUUAUAAAGGUCUUAAGAGAGAUUGAUGUUGACGAACCUACAAUUAGACGACUAUUUGACGAUAACUGCAGGCGUCUUAGUUUAUCAAAUCAGAACAUCUACACAUGGAUUACAUGCCAAUUUACAAACUUGCCAAAUGUUACCUACAAUGACGAUUGUACUGAUACUAUACCACAUGAAAAUCAAUGUUCAUCUGACCUCGUUUUAGAAAUUUAUACAUCUGAUAGUAAUAAUUCAACAAGUUCAUUUAAAAAAAUUCUACCAAUAAAUGUAAACAAUAAUUAA
Heterostelium album PN500 is the source of this 1050-nucleotide messenger RNA. RefSeq lists its product as uncharacterized. The transcript has 6 exons. The record is from RefSeq and is a predicted model, not a curated record. NCBI's taxonomy places the organism in Eukaryota, Evosea, Eumycetozoa, Acytosteliales, Acytosteliaceae. The coding region runs from base 1 to 1050 and encodes 349 amino acids.